Molecule: messenger RNA, 5047 nt
Organism: Tachyglossus aculeatus (Australian echidna)
Lineage: Eukaryota; Metazoa; Chordata; Mammalia; Monotremata; Tachyglossidae
Gene: PRPF40A
Product: pre-mRNA processing factor 40 homolog A
Exons: 24
Coding region: 2-2881 (959 amino acids)
Biological process (GO): mRNA cis splicing, via spliceosome
Cellular component (GO): U1 snRNP; U2-type prespliceosome
Molecular function (GO): protein binding; RNA binding
Source: RefSeq, a predicted model, not a curated record
CAUGGUGAGUGAGGCGGAGGGGCGGACGCAGCCGCCUCAGCCGCCGCCGCCUCAGCCGCCUCAGCCGCCCGGGAACGGCGAGCGGACCCUGGCCGGGGCCCCCGCCCCUCCCGCCAACGCCGCCAACGCCGCCAACGCCGCCGCCCUCUGCUCCGGACCCUGGGCCAUGGCGGACGGUUACCUCAGGAGGCGGACCGCGAUGGGGCAUCCAGGCAUGCACUAUCCUCCCAUGGGAAUUCACCCAAUGGGCCAGAGACCACCAAAUAUGCCACCUGUUCCACACGGGAUGAUGCCGCAAAUGAUGUCCUCAAUGGGUGGACAUGCGAUGGGACAAAUGUCCGGAAUGAUGUCUUCAGUCAUGCCUGGAAUGAUGAUGUCGCAUAUGUCCCAGACUUCUAUGCAGUCAGCCUUACCGAAAUCAAUGUGGACUGAGCAUAAAUCACCAGAUGGAAGGACGUAUUAUUACAAUACUGAAACAAAGCAGUCUACAUGGGAGAAACCUGAUGAUCUUAAAACACCUGCUGAGCAAUUAUUGUCUAAAUGUCCCUGGAAGGAGUAUAAGUCUGACUCUGGCAAGCCUUACUACUAUAAUUCUCAAACAAAAGAGUCACGUUGGGCAAAACCCAAGGAACUUGAAGAUCUUGAAGGAUACCAGAAUACCAUUGUUGCUGGAAGUCUUAUUACAAAAUCAAACCUGCAUGCUAUGAUCAAAGCUGAAGAAACCAGUAAACAGGAAGAUUCUCCCACAACGUCAUCCGCACCUGUCCCUACAACAGAAAUCACAAGUACGAUGAGUACAAUGGCUGCGGCCGAAGCCGCGGCCGCCGUGGUCGCCGCCGCGGCCGCUGCUGCCGCCGCCGCAGCCGCCGCGAACGCCAACGCCAAUUCUUCCUCUGCCCCGGCCACGAUGGUCACCGCCACGACUCCCACGGCCGGCGAGGGCGAGGUCACUUCCAUUGUUGCCACUGUCAUAGACAAUGAAGGCACCACAACAAUCUCAACGGAGGAACAAGCACAAGUUAUCUGUACUCCUGCCGCUCAGGAGCAAAGUGCAGAAGCGGCCGCUAACGUGACGGAGGACGUGUCUAAGCAGGAGGCUUCAGCAGAUUACACUCCCAAAAAGGAAGAAGAUGAUAACCAGCCUGCCAAAAAAACAUAUACCUGGAACACAAAAGAAGAAGCAAAGCAAGCAUUUAAAGAAUUGCUGAAAGAGAAGAGAGUACCAUCCAAUGCCUCUUGGGAACAAGCAAUGAAAAUGAUCAUUAAUGAUCCCAGAUACAGUGCUCUAGCGAAGCUGAGUGAAAAAAAACAAGCAUUUAAUGCUUAUAAAGUCCAGACAGAGAAGGAAGAAAAAGAAGAAGCUAGAUCAAAAUACAAAGAAGCUAAGGAAUCCUUUCAGCGUUUCCUUGAGAACCAUGAUAAGAUGACCUCCACAACUCGAUACAAAAAAGCUGAACAAAUGUUUGGCGAGAUGGAGGUCUGGAAUGCUAUAUCAGAGCGGGACCGGCUUGAAAUUUAUGAAGAUGUCUUGUUCUUUUUGUCAAAAAAAGAAAAGGAACAAGCAAAGCAGUUACGAAAGAGAAAUUGGGAGGCACUGAAAAACAUUCUUGACAACAUGGCGAAUGUUACGUAUUCUACCACGUGGUCGGAGGCACAGCAAUAUCUCAUGGAUAAUCCCACCUUUGCAGAGGAUGAGGAGCUGCAGAACAUGGACAAAGAAGAUGCGUUGAUAUGUUUUGAAGAACAUAUUCGGGCCCUGGAGAAAGAAGAAGAAGAAGAAAAACAAAAAAGUUUGCUCCGGGAAAGAAGACGGCAGCGUAAAAAUAGGGAAUCUUUUCAGAUAUUUUUGGAUGAACUGCAUGAACACGGACAGUUGCAUUCUAUGUCAUCUUGGAUGGAGUUGUACCCAACCAUAAGUUCUGAUAUUAGGUUUACUAACAUGCUUGGUCAGCCGGUUUUUUCAUUAGGAUCAACUGCACUUGAUCUUUUCAAGUUUUAUGUUGAGGAUCUAAAGGCACGCUAUCAUGAUGAAAAGAAGAUCAUAAAAGAUAUUCUAAAGGAUAAAGGAUUUGUGGUUGAAGUGAAUACCACUUUUGAAGACUUUGUUGCAGUCAUCAGUUCAACUAAAAGAUCUACCACGUUAGAUGCCGGAAAUAUCAAACUAGCUUUCAAUAGUUUGUUGGAAAAGGCCGAGGCCCGGGAACGUGAAAGGGAAAAAGAAGAGGCUCGUAAAAUGAAGAGGAAAGAGUCUGCAUUCAAGAGUAUGUUGAAGCAAGCUGCUCCUCCAAUAGAAUUAGAUGCCGUCUGGGAAGAUAUUCGGGAGAGAUUUGUAAAGGAACCUGCAUUCGAAGAUAUCACUUUGGAGUCUGAAAGAAAAAGAAUAUUUAAAGAUUUCAUGCACGUGCUUGAGCAUGAAUGUCAGCAUCACCAUUCAAAGAACAAGAAACACUCUAAGAAAUCUAAAAAGCAUCAUAGAAAGCGUUCCCGCUCUCGAUCGGGUUCGGAAUCAGAUGAUGAUGAUAGUCAUUCAAAGAAAAAGAGGCAGCGUUCAGAAUCCCGCUCAGCUUCAGAGCGCUCUUCAAGUGCAGAAUCUGAGAGAAGUUAUAAGAAGUCAAAAAAGCAUAAGAAGAAGAGCAAAAAAAGGAGGCACAAGUCUGAUUCUCCGGAGUCUGAUGCUGAACGGGAGAAAGACAAGAAAGAGAAAGAUCGAGAAAAUGAAAAAGAUAGAGCUAGACAGAGGUCUGAGUCAAAACACAAAUCACCUAAAAAAAAGACCGGAAAGGAUUCUGGUAAUUGGGAUACUUCUGGCAGUGAACUGAGUGAAGGGGAAUUAGAAAAGCGGAGAAGGACCCUCUUGGAACAGCUGGAUGAUGAUCAGUAAAAUAAGAUACCAAAUAUAUGUUUACAAAAUGACAAAAUAAAGAGAAACGUACAUAGUGCAGGACAGGGAUUCUGAUGUUUUAAGUUCCAUUGAAGCAACACUGGUUUUUAAGUGUGUCACAGGAAGAAGUGAAUUUCAGGAACGUUGCAAAGGAUUUGACUUUUAAAUCUGCAGAAGCAAAGGAAAUUCCAACACCAAGGUGAAAACCCCUCUGUGUCUGUCCAGAGAACCACAAGAAGAUCCCAGCGGCCGUGAUCCCCUUUAGAGGGCCCUGUGGCUAAUAGUGCUUCACUACUUCUUCCCGUUCCUUCCUUUUGUGUUCUAAAGUCAAAACCGUGCUAUUAUUUUGGGGAGGGGGAGGGGGGUUUGUAUUUUUUUCCAGCGGUUUGAUUGGCUUUGCAGAAGAUGGAUUUUGAGGAUAUAAUGAAACCAUUUUUGAUGUUUAGUGGUACAAAAAAAGGAGCACCAGCAACAGAUAAGAUGGCUUUUUUGUGCGCUACCAGUUUAGACUGAUGUGAAUUUUUAUGGCAAAGACAUACUAAAAUUAGGGGUUUACAAUGGCAGGCUGUUAGACCCUUAACUAUAGUGGAACUAACAAGGGGCUGCUGCAAAGAUAACCACCAUUGUUAGUUUUCAACACCUGAGUGAUGAGAGGGGCUGUUAUGAGGGCAUUAUUUGAACACCUGUUUCGAGAUGAUGUUAAAAAUAUUAACAUCAAAUCAAAUUGUAAAUUACUUUAAAAGUGUUGCCUUAAGGACCUAUUAAAGAACGGGCCACCACAUUUUAAGUGACAGUUGCAAUAUUCUUGUCUUAAAAAAAAAAUGAAAUGAUUCUUGUUUCCUCUCCCCUCACCCCUACUUUGGGUUUUCAUUGAGGACAAGUUCUACCUUCCCUCCUCAGUGAGAAAUAUUGACUUCUCUGGUACACAUUCUGAAGCAUUUCUGAUUGGAAUAUUUUUGUACAUUUUUAUCAAUUAUUAAACCUUCUCUUCUAGCGUGUACUAGUAUUUAUUUCUACUUAAAAUACUCUGUACAGCUCUAACAAAGGCAUACUUUACGAUUAGUUCAGUGGCACAACAGUGUAAUGUAUUUGCUCUGAAACCUUUAGAAGAGUUUCACAGUCAUCUCCCUUCCCAUGUACUUCACUACGGUUUUCUAAUGACACGCUUGUGAGUAUUAUAAAUCAAUGCAUAUAAGGUCCCCUUAUCUGAAAUUUGUGCUUUGAACUACAGUGUUGAUGUGGAAUAUUUUGCUUAAUGUUUUGGUUUAAGAAUGGAUAAAGCACCCAUUUUUAUGAGUAGCUUCAGAGAGCGGUGUCUUUUGUUAUUUGAAAGAUGAAGCCCUGGUUAGGAGACUUGCCUUCCCUUGGGGUAAGGACCCUUCAUAAAAUGAGAUUUUUUUUUUUCUUUCCAAUCCAACCAUGCAUAGGCCGUAUUUGGUGCAAGAACGAUGUGGUCGCUCAGUGCCGGAUUAACCCUUCUUCUGUUAGUUUAAUCGGAGAAACAUCCCUUCUGUAGAGAUGGGUCAAGUGAGACUCGAAGUAAGUCUCCCUUCACUGUACGGAAAGGGAAGGAUGGUUUUAUGUAGUGCAAACGGGGAUAUGAUUCCCUGUUUGACCAGUUUAAAUGGUUUCAGCUUAGAGGAAAAUCGCAGGAAAUUGUGAUUAUUCUAGGGUUUUUUGGAUGGUUCUUUUUUUACCCCCAUUUCUGCAGUCAUUUUCUACUGACGCAUCCUGACGUCUGUCUUGGUUGUGCAGGAGACUUGAGACUAGAGUGAAACUUGUGUGAGAGAAUGGGAAUUAAUCCUAACGGGAUCCCUUAAGGUUUUAUUUUCCUGUUUUUAGAAGUAGAGGCUAUUGUAAAGUUUAUGGGGGUGGGGAGUUUUGAUUUGUUUUUAGUUUCUGACAGGGAACCCCCAUUUAUGUUUGGGAUUACAAUGAACAGUGCUAAUCAAGUCCAAUAUUCGUUUGCCAUGGAAUUAGAAGUGGGAAAAUCUUAAAAUGCUUAUAAUUUUGUGCAAAGGUAGUUAUGCUUGGCAAGGCAGUUUAGAGUUUGUGUAAGACACUUUUGCUUUUAUAAUUUUCAUGGAGGAAAAUUUUUUAAGUAAAUAUUACUUUAAAAGUUUUUGUCUUUAUUUUUCCAUUAAAAUAAAAAGCUGUAUAUAAUAA